CCACUUCUCAGCUACUCAGGCUAAUUCUCAUUACCUGUCUUCCGACUUACCUCAUAACUAUCACUCACAAUGUCUGCACCAGACGACACGAACCUCAGAGCCCUACUCCUUCUUUCUAAGGAGAGCUUUUUGGCACGUGCUCGCGAAAGCCUUCUCAGAGAUUUGACCGAUAAUGAACUGGCCGAGUUAGUCGCGCAAAUGAUCAGCCGAGACAAGCCGCGAGGUGAUCUAGAAGAGAUCGCACGCAUGAUGCUAGAUGUCCUUGCAAGGCGUGAUGCCCAGAAUGAUGACCUCCUCGGCCUCGCUACGAAAGACGACACCGCGGCCGCAACAAGCGAUGCAUACAAUGAAGUCAGAAAUCCAUCAGGUACACAAACGGCAACCAACCCUGGCGGUGUCUCAGAUGUAUCACAAGAAACAUCUCACAGUCCUCUGCCGAUGCUCAAGCGACCCGCUGGCGAGCGAUCCCCUUCCACCGUCGAAGAGACCGCAAGUACAAAGCGUGCAAAGCAUGGAGAUGAAAACACGGCAUCUUCACUUCGCACUUGGAACCGCGAACAGAUAGCUGGAAAGACGGUACAAGUCACCGCAGUUUUGUACUGGAAUCCUCUCGAGCAGCGCUACUUCAAGCUAGCUCUUGAUGAUGCCGAGGACCCUUUAGCCAACUUCAUCGCCAACGACUUGGAUGUUGAAUAUCUCUCUGAGUCAGACCAUAUCGACGCAUGGAGAGAUCUGUUAAUGAAUCCACAAUACUACAUCAAAAAGCGAUGGUGCGUCGGCCGGGCUCUUAAUGAGAAAGAGGAAAAAUUCUUAGGUAAGGAUACCAUCUGUGUCCACCUGGUCUAUUUCGGAGGAUUAGCUAAGCUUGUCUUCUUUCCCUUGCCAUCCCGACUACAGUGGGUUGAAGAACUAGACGAAAUGAGUUUCUGGACGCUGUCGUCAAGAUACGAUUAG
Bipolaris sorokiniana ND90Pr is the source of this 954-nucleotide messenger RNA. RefSeq lists its product as uncharacterized. Bases 70 to 954 code for a protein of 294 amino acids. NCBI's taxonomy places the organism in Eukaryota, Fungi, Ascomycota, Dothideomycetes, Pleosporales, Pleosporaceae. The record is from RefSeq and is a predicted model, not a curated record. The transcript has 4 exons.